CCUUUAAUAUUAAUCUUUCAGAUGAGAUGGCGCCAACACCGAAAAACUUGUCUCUAAUAGACGAGGGACGCGCAGCAGACUAUGGUUCAGACCAAAGAAUCGUAAUAUCUGGCAUGUCAGGUGCAUAUCCCGAGUCCAAUAGUGUGAAAGAGCUUUCGGAUAUUCUCUACAACAAGAUAAAUCCAGUCAAUAAUGAGAACUGCCGCUGGAAGUAUGACCACCCUGAAGUGUCUCAGUACACCGGUAAAGUGCCCGGCCUUAACUUGUUCGACGCGCAGUUCUUCAGAGUCCAUUACUAUCUUAGUCACAACAUGGAACCUAUGGCCCGCAAGUUGUUGGAGAAGGCUUUCGAAGCCAUUUUUGAUGCUGGCGUUUGUCCGGAAGAGCUUUCUGGGAAAAAAGUUGGUGUUUUCAUCGGUAAUGGUAACGCUGAAAGUGAAAAGGCUAUUUUUGAUGUUAAUUUAUCAAAAUCAGGAGUCGGUUUGGUUGGGUGUUGUAGAGCAAUGUAUGCCAACCGCAUUUCUUAUUGGUUGAACGUCAAGGGCCCUUCGCUGACCGUCGACGAGUUCUGCUGCAGCUCCACUAAAGCUCUGGAGCAGGGAUACCUCGCCAUACAACGCGGGGAGUGUGAUGCUGCUAUCGUUGGGGGAUCAGCUCUCUGUUUGCAUCCCCAGGCUAUCUUACAUUAUGGAAGAAUUACGAAGAUAAGUCUGGAUGGUAAAACAAAAUCGUUCGAUUCUGAAGCUGCUGGGUGCGCUAAGUCAGAUGCUAUCAAUGUUCUGUUCCUUCAGAAAGCUGAAAAUGCUUUAAGAGCUUACGCCGACGUGGUGCAUGUGAAGACUGAAUUUAUUUCAAUACCAUCUACAAAGACAGGUCCGUCAUACGGUUUUUAUCGGGAUCCUGAAAUAAUGGCCAACUUUAUGAGAAAUUUCUACAAAGAUACUAAAGUAUCGCCACAAGACGUUGAAUAUGUGGAAGCUUUUGGUUCUGCGGAACCUGAUGCAGAUAAGGCAGAAUUAGAGGCAAUAGAAAAAGUUUAUUGUAAAAACAGAAGAGAUCCUCUUUUAGUGGGCAGUGUUACAUCAAACAUUGGAUACGCGGAAGGUGCUUCGGGAAUAUCAGCAGUUACGAAGGUCCUGCUGGGGUUUCACUAUGGACAGCUAGCGGGUAAUUUGCAUUGUGAUUCGCCAAGAACAGACAUAGAUGCUUUACGUGAUGGACGUAUUCGUAUUUUAACUGACCAUCAGAGCUUUGGACGGCGCUACGCUGCUGUUAACACUAUCUCUGUGACAGGAGUAAACUCUCAUGUCCUAUUGUAUGGCCAUUACAAACCAAAGGACAUAAAUCGGUACAAGGUGAAUUUUCCACAAUUAGUUACUCUAUCAGGCAGACAAGAAACUGCUGUAGAUAAGAUAAUACAGGACCUGAAAUCUCGUCCUGUUGAUCCAGAGGAGUUGGCGCUUCUUCGUAAUAUACACAGAACUAGAAUUACUUUUCAUUUGGGACGAGGAUUUGCUAUUCUUGACACAAAUGAAAAGAACGAAACUGUUUGUCUUCAUGAACAAUUUAACUACUUUGACGGUGCCAAGCCGCCACUGUGGUUUGUGUACAGUGGUAUGGGCUCCCAGUGGGCUGGUAUGGGAGCUCAGCUCAUGACGAUCCCUGUGUUCGCUGCAGCUAUUGAAAGAUGCCGGCGUGUAUUGGAGCCCAAAGGAGUGGAUAUAGUUCACAUAAUAACGUCUCCAGAUAAAUCUAUAUUCGAUAAUAUUCUGAACUCUUUCGUUGGAAUUGCUGCCAUUCAAAUUGGACUUACAGACAUUUUGCGUGAAUUAGAUAUCUUUCCUGACAUGAUCAUAGGUCACAGUGUGGGUGAGCUGGGCUGCGCGUACGCAGACGGCUGCUUCACAGCCGAGGAGAUGAUCCUGUCUGCGUACAGUCGCGGGCUGGUCUCUGUGCAGACUCCCUUCAUUCGUGGCUCAAUGGCUGCUGUAGGAGUUGGCCACCAACAGAUAUCUAAAAUGUGUCCACCUGAAAUUGAAGUAGCUUGCCACAAUGGUCCCGACUCCAGUACCAUUUCAGGACCCGCCGAUUUGAUGAAGCAAUUCGUGGCUCAACUCACUGCAAAAGGAAUCUUUGCCAAGGAAGUGCCAUGUUCCAACAUUGCUUAUCACUCAAGAUACAUAGCUGAAGCAGGUCCAGGCUUGCUUAAAUAUUUGUCUGAAGUGAUCACAUCACCCAAAGCACGCAGUAAACGCUGGAUCUCUACAUCAGUGCCAGAAGAGAAAUGGAAUGAUCCCAUUGCCAAAUAUUCGUCAGCAGAAUAUCAUACAAACAACUUACUCAAUUCAGUACUUUUCGAAGAGAUAUUGAAAAAGAUACCUUCGAAUGCAGUGUUGGUAGAAAUAGCUCCUCAUGGACUAUUGCAGGCUAUUCUCAAGCGUUCUUUGCCGGAAAGUUGCAAACAUAUUCCACUGACUAGACGUGGCCACCCAAACAAUACAAAGUUUUUACUAGAAGCCAUUGGAAACCUCUAUAUGGAAGGAUACAACCCGCAAGUUCAAGCCCUCUACCCAAAAAUCGAAUUUCCAGUUUCUACUGGAACACCAAUGCUGUCACAUUUAGUUGAAUGGGCGCAUAAUGAAAAAUGGAACGUUCUCCUCUAUGCCAAUGCUAAUAGAAAAUCAUCAGCUCAGUGUAAACAUGUUGUCUCCGUGCUCGAUGAUGAUCAUUGUUAUUUGAAAGGACAUGUGAUUAGAGAAAAGAACGUAUAUCCGUUCGCUGCCACACUAGUGGCAGUUUGGGACACGUUGGCCAUGGUCCUCGGAUUGCCGAAGAAACAGUUCUCGGUCCAGUUCCGUGAUGUGCACUUACAUUCCCAGCCUGUGCUCAACGAGCGGAGACUGUUACGAUUGAACGUAUCGAUACAUAGAGGGAAAGGGCGCUUCGAGGUUUUGCAUGACAAUGUUAAAGUGGCAACUGGUUUCGUUGUUGGUGAGAUAGACACAGAGAUAACAAAUGUUAAAGAGGAAGAUAAAUCUGAAAAUGUUAUGGAGUUCAAAUCAAAUGACGUGUAUCAGUUACUGUAUGCCAGGGACUAUACUUACUCGAAUCAGUUCCGCAGUAUUUAUAACGCCGACAUAUCAUUUACUAAAGCUAAUCUAAUUUGGCAAGACAAUUGGGUUACUUUGAUCGAUGGUAUGAUACAACUUAACACACUUAGACGACUUCAUGAAAGUGUUUCACAACUUAGUUUUAUAAGAACUAUCAAAAUAGACGUCGAUGAUCAUUUAUCAAAUAAAACAUCGAUAGAGAAUACUUUUGUACUACCAGCAUACGUAUCAGAUCUUACCGACAGCACUAGAUGCGGGGGUGUCUUGAUGGAACAAAUGCAAUUUCAUGACUUGCCGAUAUUGAACAAAGAGAAAAUCACUUUCAAAACUUUGCAAUUUGUCCCACACUGCUCUACCAACCAAAUCAAUGAAACUUCAGCGAUAUACGUAUUUUUGCAAAUACUGGCAGAAAAUUUAAACAAAAGAAUCAUUAAUAUUGUUGAGGUCAUAGAAUACAAAGGUCAAAACAGAUACAAAAAUAUCCAACAGAUUAUUCAUGAUAUACCAAAAAUACAGGUCAACUUUUCACAAAUUUGUCGGGAUGAUUUGACUAAAAUGCCUGAUGAUUUUCUUGAAGGCUGUGAUGUGCUGCUGAUAACGAAUCUAGCUGCUGAUGAUAAUAUAUGCCAAUUAUUACAUAAGCUACUGCGUCGAGAUGCUUACCUGAUAAAUAGAGAAGAGUGCGCAGAAUUGACGAUCAUUCGUCCUUCGUUACUAUAUCGAAAUAUGUGUGCCCACACAAUUGGGUCUUUACGUCUGGAGCUAAAUGUAUGGCAACCUUCCGAUGUUACGGCUGGUACUAGUGCUGUCACUGUGUUUUCACAGGCUGAUCUCACCAAACUUUACGCGCAACUGUCUACCCUUCCACCGAGGCAUAAUCUUAUCAUACUAACAUCGAAACCCCUAUUAACCGGAAUAAAAGAUCUCAUUAAAGAACGGAGAAAUAAGGAUAAUCGUAAAAUCAACGUUUUAAUUAAUAGUCAUGAAAUGUUUGAUGAACAGUGUUUAAAUAAAGUACAAUUUACAGAUUUUGCUAUAAAUAUUUUAGAAAAGGGCACCUGGGGUGGAGAAUAUUAUUUGCCAAUUCAACAAAAAAGUAUCACAGGUCGAGAAAUGGCUUUGGAAAUGAAAAGGUUAGGCGACAUUGAAUCUUUGCAUUGGACAGAAGUUAGUGACACCAAACAUGAAGGCAUUUCAGUAAAGGUUCAAUAUAUGGGUUUAAAUGACGCAUAUGUAAAGAAAGUAUUAAAAGUAGCUGUGAGUGGGAACAAUACUGAUAACAAUAGAAUUGAAUAUGACUUCAGUGGUACAACGGAAAAAAAAGUGCGCGUGAUGGGUAUUGCACAAGAACAGUCGAUCAGCACUAGUGUCAAAGCCAAGCCCGAACUAGUUUGGCCAGUACCGGACCAUUGGACUUUGGAGGAUGCGGCCACCGUUCCUUUGGCUUAUUGCAUGGCUUUCUACUGUCUUUGUUUCAGAAGUCGGUUGUAUCGUGGAAACAGUAUUCUCGUGCAUGGAGGAGCGGGAGCUCUGGGUCAGGCAGUUAUCUCUAUUGCGCUAGCACAUGGGUGUGACAUUUAUACAACAGUCAGCAAUACAAAGAAGAAACAAUUUUUGCUGAAGUUAUUCCCAGAACUAAAAGCGGAUCAAAUCGGCAAUUCUCGUGACUGCACUUUUAAAGAUAUGGUUCUCAGAGGUACCAAAGGAAAUGGUUGCAAUAUUGUAAUCAGUUGCGUCUCAGGAGAGCAAAGAACUGCUUCACUCUAUUGCUGCUCACCAUUUGGAUUCAUUGUCGACACGUCAGUGUUAUUGGAUAAAGAUGAUUACAUCUUUGAGAUGUAUAGUUUGGACAAAUGUGGUUCUUAUUGUACACAACAAUUUUCCACAUUAUUCGAGCCUCAAAACGUUAAAGAUUUAAAAAGGCUACAGUUAAUGGUGAGUGACGGCAUUGCGCGCGGGUACGUGCGCCCUCUGUCUCGAGUGGUGUACGCUGCGGGAGAAGUGUCGCGUGCGCUGCGCCUGCAGGCGGGCAGCAAGCACACCGGCAGGGUGCUACUGCACUUCCAAAAGGACAACGGACCCCAGGCUCACAAUAAUUUCAGAAUAGAAUGCUCGACCGAUCGCUGGCAAGUGUUGUUGUUAGAUAAUGAGAUUCUGGGCGUACAAUUAGUUGAAAGGUUGAUAAAUCGAGGUGCUAGAAAGUUUUCAUUGCAUUUCUCUAAUAAAUCGAGCACCGUUUUGUCUAAGCUGAGGUCCUGGCAAAAACAAGGUAUUCAGUGUAUAGUAUCAUACGGAUCUACUUGGAAUGGAAAUAUUUUUAAAAAUGUAAGCAUGGAAGAUGUGGAAGGAAUAUAUUGCGUAUUACAUUCAAAUACACAAAGUGAUAAUGUUUUAAAGUACUUGGAAAAACUAACAGUGUCGAUUCAGAAACUGAAUAGGUCUUUAAAAUAUUUUUCUGUAAUUGAUGCUAGAAACAACGUUAAUGAACUAAUAAAGCUCGCAAAACCACAUGAAAGUUUUACUUCUAUCAAACUGCCACCAUUGAAAGUACAACUCAAUGAAAAUUAUAUUAAUAAUAAAGAAUUCAUAUCAAUAAAUGAAGCCGUCGAUGCAAUAGAAAAAGCGUUAUGCUACAAACAACGCGUUGUAGAGGUGUGUAGAGUAAAUGAAUCUAAAGGCAUAUUGAAGGAAGUGGCUGAUAUAGCAGGUUUGACAGUACCCGACGAUGUCCCACCAGAAGCAACACUCAAAGAUUUGGGUCUUGAUCUCACUAAGUCACAAAUUGUUCGGACUUGUUUGUAUGAUGACUAUAAUAUAUUACUAGACGAGAGUACAAUUCCAUUGCUAACGAUUAAAGAUAUUCGAGAAUUAGAAGAUGGCAUGUUACAAAAACGAUCUAUAGAGACGGACGAUCUAAAAACAUUUUUCUCAUAUAUAGAACAAGAUGCAAUCCAGGCUACUGCGGAUAUUAUAUUAUUGCCUACAUUAACUACAAGUGCUGAUUUGAGAGGUGAUGAAUAUGAUGCUGGGCAUGCAUUUUUGUGCAUAAUUCCUGGUGUAGAAGGACUACACGUACGAUUCCGUGAGCUUAGUGAACGACUCAAGUUACCCGCAGUAGUAUUGCAGCCGGGCUUAGACAGACCACAUGAAACUAUACAAGAAAUGGCACAAAGAUACACUGAGAUUCUUCUCAAAAAGACUCAAAUGAAAAAGCGCUUUUAUCUUCUUGGAUAUGAAAGUGGAGUUCUGGUAGCUCUUGAAAUGGCUGGGAUUCUUGAGGACCAUGGUUUAACUGGCACAGUAUUCUGCAUCGGAGGUGCCCCGGGAGAGGUCCAAGCGAAAUUUGAAGAAACAUUCGCAGAAUUUGAAACAGAAGAGUCAAUGCAAAUUGCAGUGGCACGCCACAUGUUUACUCUAUUGAUAGACGAUGACGAUUUAAAAGAUCUAGAACACGAACUCAAGAAUAAAUCAACAUGGAAAGAAAAAGUAUCUUUGUGCGUUCAGAAACUUCAGGGACGUUUUAACCAUUCAAUUCAAUACUCGCAGGAAUUCAUUGAAGCAGCUUAUGGGAGAAUUGUGCAAACAAGGCGUUAUAACUCAGAGCCGCGGUCUCUUCACUCUCUUCUCAUAUCUAUUCGACCUUGGUCACCAUCAUCAAGUCCUAUUACAUCUCACUCUUUACAAAACCACUCACAGCAACAAGUCAUAGAGUAUGAGUUGGAAGCUCCAUUGGCUUAUGCUGCACGAGAUUUGCAAUGCGCUGCGAUUGUCAACCGCCAUUUAGAUAGAGAACUAUUGGAAGAGUUUGAUAAAAGAAACUUGUGCGAAACUUACAUCACUGAUGCUGAUUCCUUCAUGACUGUUGUUAAUGAAUGACUUAUUAUAUUUAUGUUGUUUAAAAUAAUCACCUACAUGUUAUAAGGAUUUAAUAAAAGUAUUUAUGGGUUGGCAU
Molecule: messenger RNA, 7062 nt
Organism: Bicyclus anynana (squinting bush brown)
Lineage: Eukaryota; Metazoa; Arthropoda; Insecta; Lepidoptera; Nymphalidae
Product: fatty acid synthase-like
Exons: 39
Coding region: 27-6986 (2319 amino acids)
Biological process (GO): fatty acid biosynthetic process
Molecular function (GO): fatty acid synthase activity; oxidoreductase activity
Source: RefSeq, a predicted model, not a curated record